GCUUGCUCGCCGCCGAGCCCCAGCACUUCAGUGAUGGCGGGAGGCUUCCACGCUAUUCGCUACCGCGUGGGAGGUGUGGCUUUGUGGCACGAGCGCUUAGUGCUCGGGGUCUCGGCGGGGUUCGCGUAUGUCGUCACGCCCGACUUCGACGACUACGAUGAGCCGAUCGUGGUGGGGCCCGACGUGCGGGCCGUGCUGCCGCUGGCUGGACAGGGCGACACGCCUGCUGCGCUGGUCGGCGCCGCAGUGCAUCGAUUCAGACGCUUGCCGACGGCCGCGGAGCUGUGGGCUGCCGUGGGUCGCUCCGUGGCCGCGGGGUACCCGAUGCCAGCGGACCCUCUUCUUCUGGCUCUCGCGGCGGGCAACGCUGCAGGCGCGCCUCCAGGGCCCUUCCCGCUGGCGGACCCAGCAGCUGCGGCCGCCGCCGCGCCUGCGCCGCCUCUCGCCCUACCACCUGCGGAUGGUCCUGCUGCUCCCGUCCCGCCGGGGGCCGCCCCUGGAGUCGCGGCGCUGGCCGCCGCUCUGGGACCCGUGCCACCUGGCCCUGCCGCGGCGCCGCCGCUGGCGCCUGUGCCUGGAGCUGCGGCUGGUGGCGCUCUCGCGGUCGAUGCUCUUCCCGUUCCUGCUGGCGACUUCAGGGUGCUGCCGAUGGCGAUCAACCAGCGGGGCGAGCGCGAGCGGAGGUUCGGCGAGACGGUGAACGGCCUCUCAGAGACCGAGGUGGUGGGCUGGCCGAUCCAGGGCCCGCGUACUCUUCUCUGGUGCUUGUCCUUUAUGUCAACCAUGGCGGGGACGCCCACCGCGUGGCAUCAGCGGUGGCUCACGGCCAUGGCCCUGGCCGACGACGACGAGUACGCCAAGCUCCAUGAGACUCUCUGUCGGGUCUUAGACCUCGCCGUGGUCUACGACCAACUGCAGGUGGCGGAGAUGGCGUCCUUCGAGGUCGUCGCGCGUCAGCUUCAGCUGCUGGAGGAACGGGUGUACGAGUCUCGCUCGGCGCCCCCGACGGCUGCCGCGCCCAAGGCCAAGUCUGGAGCCAGGAGCGCCGCGACGGCCACCGCCGUCAGCAUGGCCGAGACGAGCUACUUCUUGGGCGCGGGGGUCUCCAAGGCCAACUUGUGCAUCUCUCCGAAGCUGCUCGAAUACAUCGCAGAUCAGAUGAAGGCGGAGGCCGCCAUCAGCAAAGAACGACGCAAGGCAGCCCUGGUAGAGUUGCUCGCGUCGGCGCCCGGAUACUCUGGUGAGUCUCGGGUGAGACCCUACGACAAGGAGCUCGUCUCCUGGCCGAAGCACGUGGCUGGCAUGCUAGAGUGGGAGGUCGCCGAACGUCAGGCGCCCUACUCCACAGCCCUAACCACAGCCAUGCGCGACUCGGGGAUCGACGAUGAUGCGAUGCUGGUAGACGGUUCAGCACCCCGUCCUCUGCGAGACCAUGGCGACAUCAUCGCAGCUGGCUACGUGGAUAACUUCGCCACCGUCUCACUCAGUCCAGACGUUGCCACCGCUUCGUGCCAGGCCAUUCGAGACGUGCUGGUUGCGAGGGGCUUACCUGUUGAAGAGUUCGCCCCCGCGGCGCAACGCGUCACCUUCACUGGCCUCGACAUCCUGGGCGACGUCGGCGUCGUCAGGUGCAAGGUGGACCGGUUGUCUCGGUUGCGCCAGGCCCUACUUGGGCUACUCAGACGUGGCUUCGCAUCUCCGCUUGCGUUCUCCGCCGUGGUCGGGCACUGCACCUGGGGGAUGAUCACCAACAGGCCCAUGCUCUCCAUCUUCCACGCAGUCUACCGCUUCAUGGGUCAGGACUCACGGCGGGCUUUGCCGCUGUGGCCGUCAGUCGUCUCUGAGCUCCGUGCCGCUGCUUCCCUCAUCCCGUUGUGGUGGGCUGAUGUCAGGGCUGAGUGGGCGGCCACCACCUUUUGCAGCGACGCCUCUCCAUACGGCAUUGGCGUGUGUCGCAAGUUCGUGGAACAAGAGGUCGUUGCUGCCGCAGGUCGACGGUCUGAGAAAUGGCGCUACCAUUUCUCCGAUGCCGUGCACGCCCGCGCCCACGCUCUGGGAGUCGACCCGAACGUCGUGUUGGAAGCUGCCGUGAGCAAAAGAGGCCUCAAAGACUGCGAGCAGUGCCCGAGGGACGUUCUGGUGCCCGAGGGCUUCGCGAUCCACUACGACGCCUCUGUGCUCUGUCCGCAGCUUGCGGCAUUCGCCACGCUGUGCGAUGGAUCCCUAGCGAGAGCAAUGCCGCAGACUCGCCGUCGAGGACAGGUUUCUUUGUCGGGCCGACCUUCGAGGAGCACCAAGCGGCUGCACCCCGAGUUUCGGCGCCAGCGAGCCACGACCGUGACGAAGCAGAGGACCAAGACGCAUCCAGGACCACAACGGCUCGGGCGGGGUGCGCUCUCGGUCCUCGAGUCAGCUGCCGUGUCGGACACAACCAUGGCCAACUACUGGGGCGCCGCCAAGAAGUUCGAGGUGUGGUGCCGCUGGACGUCCCAGACCUUCACCACGGCGGCGGAGGUCGAUGUCAUCCUAGUUACCUACUUCGUGAACCUCUUUCUGGACGGCUUCGACAGUGCUACGGGCCGAGUCCUGCUCGCCUCCUUGAAGCACUACCUGCCUUCGAUCCUGGUGGGCAGGACGCCGUGCCCGCGUGCAGCUCGCGCCUUGACAGGCUGGCGGAAGCUCGUGCCCCCGCAGAUGCGACUACCCCUUCCACGGGCGGCGAUGGCCUCCAUCGUGGGCGUCCUCAUCUCGUGGAAGCUCUUCGGCAUGGCAGUGUUCGUCAGGCUGAUGUUCGACACCUACCUGAGGCCCAGCGAGGCCUAUCGGCUAACAGCGGGCAGCGUUAUUCGACCAAGACCCGAUGCCGCCCGCGGGUACGGACAUUGGGCCCUGAUCGUCAACGACGCCUGCCUCGAUCGUCCUGGGAAGACAGGGGAGAUGGACGAGAGCGUGAUCGUCGACAACCCGACGCUCUGGCCCCUUCUCGACGCGCUGGUGCUGGGCAAGAAGACGAGCGACGGCCUCUGGACCUUCGCCCCCGACGAGGUGCGGAGCAUGUUCCGUCGUGCUGCCGCUGCGCUCGGGUUGGAGGCCGAGAUGACGCUCUACUCCCUUCGGCAUGGGGGUGCGUCCGACGACCUCCUGUCUCUCCGACGCACCAGGAAGGAGGUCAAGGACCGCGGCCGAUGGAGGACGGACCAGAGCCUCCUCCGCUAUGCCAAGAGGGCUCGUAUGCAGCAGCGGAUCGCCUCCCUAGGCCAGAACCUGAUCGACUUCGGGCACGCGGUCGACUCGGAGAUGAACGAUCUCAUUCUGCAGACCACCUCCUCAGGCGUCUUCCCGCUGCAAGUGCCGCUUGCCGUGGCGCCGACACCGCCAGCGGUCAGGCCUCCGCCCCCGCGAGUGACAGCGCGGUGGGCCUUCGCCUGA
This is a messenger RNA of Prorocentrum cordatum, 3429 nucleotides long. The record is from the annotation of a GenBank genome assembly. NCBI's taxonomy places the organism in Eukaryota, Dinophyceae, Prorocentrales, Prorocentraceae.